UUUAUAUUUACAGCAAGACAUUUUUAUUGAAGCAUGUGAUUUAAGUGUUUCUCUAUAUUUUAGAAUGACGCUAUCACGAAUGUUCUCAGAUGUAUCCAUGUUCCCAUCGUAAAUUCACCUCGUUUGUCAACCUACAUUGUAUCUUUCCCAGCCUCCUCACACACAGUAACUCAAUAACUUCAUCCGACAACUUGACAAAUUUACAACCAAAUUUCCUUUCUUUAAAAAAAUCCCACAGAAACAAAUAAAAACUUAAGAGGGAAAAAAAAAAGGGUAGAAUUUAUUAUAGCAUGUACAUUGUCAAACAGCGCUAACAGCAAGGGAAAUGAUCGAUGAAUUUUGAAUCCAUGUAUUUAUUCUAACAACCAAAUUGGAUGGUACGAGAAAGUAACGAGGAGACCAAGAUUCUAGUCGCUUGCUUUAGUGAGAAGUGACCAGCGGAGCUGCUUGUCCAGUCUAUUUCCUGGUCCGUUUCAGCGUUGGGGGAAAAAAUGAUUUGUCCAAGAUGACCUCAGAGUCCAAAGUACUGCUGUUUUUAUUGGUCAUUUAUCUGACUACGGCCGACGUCUCUGCCAUCAAGUGUUACAGCUGUGAUAACAGUCACUCCUCAGCAUGUGGCAACGCCUUCAAAGCCUACCAGUUCCAGGCCAGCGAGUGUAACACAGGGGGCAACACUGACCAAUACAAGUGUGGAAAGCAGGAGCAGCCUCCCGACUCCAAUGGCUGGGUUGGCGUGAUACGUGCCUGCUACAAGCUCGGCGAUGUUGGCGGGAUGAACGAGACCAACGGCUGCCACAACCACUACGACUACGAGCGAAAUUUCACCGCCAUCUUCUGCUUCUGUGACACCUCCUACUGCAAUGGCGCCCCUUCUCGUCAAGCGCCCUUAUCGCACUGGAUGCUUAUCGUGUUUCUCUCAAUCACAUUAAUUGAUCUCGUCGGGGUCUGGCCACACGUUUGACGGGACGGAUUUUCACUUGGAGCCCGGAACAGCCCAAUUUCGUUAAAGCCCGCACAGAUAUCGCUUCAUUCUAUUAAAAAAAAAAAGGGGGUGAACUCUGAUAAGGAAUCGAUCCUACAUAAAAGGGAUGUCAUACGAACGAAUUUAUUUAGUAUGCAUUACCUCCCUUUUUGUGUUCAGACACUAAAGAACGAAUACUAAACGUGAUCGAUAUGUCCUCCGCCAUUUCAGAACUUUUUUUUUUUUGUUUAGAUGCGCAGGGAGAUAAAGGCAAGUAAUUCACUGAUAUUGACACAUAAAAAAAAAACCCUCUUACAAAUGGAAUCAAGUGGGUUCUGCCGGCAAGGAGAAUGUAACUCAUAUCUAAAUAUACAUCAAGAACCAGAGCAUUAAACUAAGGCCCAUAACUCUCAAGAUUUCCAAAAGCAGACGAUAAAAUAAAGAGAAAUAACUCUCCAGGAAUAUUAAAAGGAUCUCUCUCUCUCUCUCUCUCUCUCUCUCUCUCUCUCUCUCUCUCUCUCUCUCUAAUUUACAAGUAUAAAA
Biomphalaria glabrata is the source of this 1504-nucleotide messenger RNA. RefSeq lists its product as uncharacterized. The transcript is spliced from 4 exons. The record is from RefSeq and is a predicted model, not a curated record. The coding region runs from base 506 to 961 and encodes 151 amino acids. Gene Ontology annotation, biological process: regulation of synaptic transmission, cholinergic; sleep; positive regulation of voltage-gated potassium channel activity. NCBI's taxonomy places the organism in Eukaryota, Metazoa, Mollusca, Gastropoda, Planorbidae.